Molecule: messenger RNA, 324 nt
Organism: Candidula unifasciata
Lineage: Eukaryota; Metazoa; Mollusca; Gastropoda; Stylommatophora; Geomitridae
Source: the annotation of a GenBank genome assembly
AUGAGCUCUGGAGUCGCUUUCAGCACCCUCGCCCUUGUCGCUGCCUUGGUGUGUCUGAUGACCUGCGUGAGGUCAUCACCCAUGAACGUCAUCGAACCGGUGGUGCCUCUGGUAGAGAUGGAAAGUGAACAUGCGUGUUUUUUCAUCUGCAACAUCUGCUUCCCUGAACCGGAGGACACCCAAAAUCUCCUUGAAUGCAGCAAUGAAGUGUGUCUGACCAUGAUGGGAGGAUUCUGCCCCAUGGAGAAGUUCCUUUGGCUGGGACAUCACUGCAGACACUACAGCGAACUAGAAAGGAUGUGGUCGUCCUACGCCAAGCAUUAG